Messenger RNA from Erinaceus europaeus (western European hedgehog), 1139 nucleotides. RefSeq names its product lymphocyte antigen 75-like. Gene Ontology annotation, biological process: venom-mediated disruption of cell wall in another organism; antimicrobial humoral immune response mediated by antimicrobial peptide; response to peptide hormone. The transcript has 10 exons. The record is from RefSeq and is a predicted model, not a curated record. Lineage: Eukaryota; Metazoa; Chordata; Mammalia; Eulipotyphla; Erinaceidae. Gene Ontology annotation, molecular function: peptidoglycan binding; oligosaccharide binding; signaling receptor activity. The coding region runs from base 78 to 1139 and encodes 353 amino acids.
CAGUGGGGUGCUUGCAUGAUCUCAUCCUGACCUCACUUUCUUUAGGGUCUCUUCUAGUCUCUUCGACCACAAACAGGAUGAUGAAGCAUGCCAUGGCCUUCCUCAGCAUGUCCUGGAUGCUGCUUUCCUGCCUGAUGCUCUUAUCUUGUCCAGUCCAAGGUGAUGCUUUACCAAAGGAAAUGCCAUCUCUACGGAGCAGCUGUCCUAAAGGCUCUGCGGCCUAUUUCUCUCACUGCUAUGCCUUGUAUUUGACACCCAAAUCCUGGAUGGAUGCACAUAUGGAUUGUCAGAAGCGGCCUUCAGGACACCUAGUGUCUGUGCUCAGUGGAUCUGAGGCAUCCUUCGUGGCUUCUCUGAUCAAGAACACUUUUACUACCUCCAGUUACAUUUGGAUUGGGCUUCAUGACCCUACAGAGCGACCUAGUGGCAAUGGAUGGGAGUGGAGCAGCAAUGAUGUGCUGAACUACCGUGCCUGGGAGAGAAAUCCUCCAACCAGUCCAAACACUGGCUUCUGUGCAAGUGUGACACGAAACUCAGGUUUUAAGAAAUGGAAAGAUUAUGACUGUGAUUCUCCAUUACCCUAUGUCUGCAAAUUCAAAGUUACAGACAGGAUGCUGCUUCCUCUGGCCUUCCCCAGAGUGUCCUGGAUUCUGUUUUCCUGCCUGAUACUCCUGUGUCAGGUCCAAGGUGAAGAGUUGUUGAAGGAACAGCUUUCUGCACGGAUCAGCUGUCCUAAAGGCUCUGUGGCCUAUUUAUCUCAUUGCUAUGCUUUGUAUUUGACACCAAAAUCUUGGAUGGAUGCCAAUUUUGCCUGUCAGAAGCGGCCUUCAGGAUACCUGGCGUCUGUGCUCAGUGGAUCAGAAGCAUCUUUCAUAGCUUCCCUGAUCAAAAACAGUUUGAAUAAUAAUGAUUAUGUCUGGAUUGGACUUCAUGACCCCACAGAGGGUCAACAGCCCAAUGGAAAUGGAUGGGAGUGGAUUAACAAUGAUGUGCUGAAUUACCGUGCCUGGGAGAAAAAUUCCCCCACCAUUCCACACUCUGGGUACUGUGGAAGUGUGACACAAAGUUCAGGAUAUAAGAAAUGGAAAGAUUAUAACUGUGAAUCACUGCUACCCUAUAUCUGCAAGUUCAAAGACUAG